Paramecium octaurelia is the source of this 1162-nucleotide messenger RNA. NCBI's taxonomy places the organism in Eukaryota, Ciliophora, Oligohymenophorea, Peniculida, Parameciidae. The record is from the annotation of a GenBank genome assembly.
AUGCAUAAUAACAAUUCUUUUUUCUAGAAUGACAUAAGUUAACAGUAAAUUGAUUAAGCACUCUUAAGAUUGAAUGCAUUACUCAAGGAUGAACCUCCAAAAUAAGAAAAAUAAAAGUUUAAAAAACCUCUACUUAUUAAUUAAGAAGAUGCAUCAAGUAUAGUUUCAUCAUAACCUAACUAUACAUAGUAAACUAAAAUGACAUCUGAAUAGAUCAAUCAUUUUGUUGAUAGAAUGAAUGAUAAAUUUAAACAGUAAAUAGUAUUUUAAAGUCAUUCAUAGAACUUAGAAUAAAAUAAUUGAGCUGAGAAAAGAUAAAAUAUAUUCUCCAAUUAAAGUGAAUGAAAAGAGUUAAUCAAUUCUCAAAUAAAAAAUAUAAAAUGGUGAAUAUUAAUCAUUAUAUGAAAGAGCUAAAAUCAGGUAAAUUGAAAAAUAAGAGAAGAUCAAAGAAAAUCAAAGAUUAAAAAUGUUAGAAGAAAUGAUGAGUAUGAAAACCAAAUGUAGUGAAUCAAAAUCAGUGGAUAAUUUCUUACAAAAAAUGGAUUAUUGGUUAGAGAAGAAGACUCAAUACAUCUAAAAUUAGUAAUAAGAAAAAAUAGAAAAAGAAUUGGAAGGAGUUACAUUUAAACCUAAUCUUAAUCCAUUAUCCACUAAGAUAGCUAAACAAUAAAAUAAGGAUAGUGAUCUAUUAGAACGCUUUUAGAAAUCCAAUCAAAAUAAAUAAAUGAAUGAGUAAAGAUUAUUAAAGGAUGAACUAAAAAAAACCCCAUUUACGCCUAAAUUAAACAAAAAUUCGAUUCUAAUAAACAACAAAGCAUAAAAAUAAUAGUAAUUCCGAAAUCACAACUAUUUCUUAAACUAGUAAGCAUUGAACUAAUCAAAAGACUCAAGUUUAAUUAAUUUUAAUAGCACUAUUCAGAAAUAACUAGUAUCAAAUGAAGCAUUUCAUUCAAAAUAAUCUAAAUCCUUGACUCCUGAUAAUAAUCGAUCUAGAUAUUCCACUGAAAAAAUCAAAGAUGAUCACUCAAUUAAAAAGAGAUCGACCACUCCUUUGAAACAAAAUAAAAUAAUCCCAAAUGUUUAAGAGGUCAAAUAUAAUCCAAAUCUGAAGUUUUUGAUGACAUUAGCCUAAAAAGAUUUGAAUUAUUCAUCCUUAUUUUGA